Messenger RNA from Mesorhabditis spiculigera, 210 nucleotides. Lineage: Eukaryota; Metazoa; Nematoda; Chromadorea; Rhabditida; Rhabditidae. The record is from the annotation of a GenBank genome assembly.
AUGCGCCUUCUACAUUUCGUGCUGAUCGCCUUGUUGGCCGUGUUUUCGGUGUCGGCAAGUCCGUUCAUGGAAGACCGAAGACCCUAUCGCCAAGCCCUCGUCCGUUUCGGAAGAGCAGCACCACACAGGAGCGCAUUGAUUAGAUUCGGGAAACGCAGCGACCCGCUAAUGUUUAACCCCGAGUAUCUAGAAGAGGCCGACGAGCUGAAC